Messenger RNA from Entrophospora sp. SA101, 387 nucleotides. Lineage: Eukaryota; Fungi; Glomeromycota; Glomeromycetes; Entrophosporales; Entrophosporaceae. The record is from the annotation of a GenBank genome assembly.
AUGCCUUUGGAUGCAAUUUAUUGUGUCGGAUUUGAAUUAUGGAAGGAUGGAAAUAUAUAUUGGCAAGUCAAUGAUGUUUUGGAGGAUGUGGAAUUUGAUGAAAAUUUUUUGGAUAGAAAAAAGUAUUUGUAUGAAGAGGUCGAAAUAGAAAAAGAAGAUGUUUCUAGAAAAAGUUAUCUUUCAUCUCUUGAAUAUGAACUAGAAAGAUUAAAGACUCUAGAUAAAGGAAAAGCACUUGAAGGUGUAAAAUAUGCCAAUGUGCCAGAAUCUAGCAUAAACAAUAGUAAAGUCGAACAUACUAAUCCUUUUUUAGAGUUAUUGAUGCCAUGCACUCCUUAUCAACUUUAUACAAGCGUCACACCAGAACAACAAUCAUUGCGUAACUAG